This is a messenger RNA of Phoenix dactylifera (date palm), 754 nucleotides long. The record is from RefSeq and is a predicted model, not a curated record. Lineage: Eukaryota; Viridiplantae; Streptophyta; Magnoliopsida; Arecales; Arecaceae.
CAAUUACCAACUCAUCCAUCACAAACACCAGGCCCGUUCCACAGUUCCAUACCAGUGCUGCAGCACUACGUACACUCAGGUGUUUGUGGGCAUUUUGUAGCCAUGGCAUCCAAGCCCUCAGCCUCAGCUGCGCUCUUCCUUGCCCUCAAUCUCCUCUUCUUCACCCUCACCAGUGCCUGCGGCACCUGCCCAAGCCCAAGUCCUCCCUCCGGCGGCGGCAAGUGCCCCAUGGAUGCCCUCAAGCUUGGCGUCUGCGCCAACGUGCUGAAAGGCUUGAUCAACCUUAACCUCGGCAAGCCACCAAAGAAGCCCUGCUGCUCUUUGCUUGAAGGCCUCGUCGACCUCGAGGCUGCCGUUUGCCUCUGCACUGCAUUAAGAGCCAACAUUCUGGGGAUCAAGCUCAACCUUCCAAUCCACCUUAGCCUGCUUCUGAACUACUGUGGGAAGAAGACACCCAAAGGCUUCCAGUGCCCUUGAACACUCCAACUCUCUCUCUCUCUCUUCCUUUGUUCCAUUUGUUCUGGGUGAAUUUUUUAUUGAGAAUUGCAUUGUUCCUGUUUUUAUUUAUUUAUUUUUUCCAUUUCUCGUAUUUGGGAUUUCUUGUUAUUGCGUCGCUACUCGUGAUCAACUUUCAGUUUAUUGGCAAGGGAGGAGAUGAGACAGCGGUCUGGAAUGGCUGUUUGGUUGUUUAAUUAAAUUAUGUUUUGAAUACGCAAUUCUCAUCUUUAAUGAAAUGCGUAUCUUUCUUCUUCUA